AUUGCGAGUAAAAACGCGAAACAAGACAGACACAUACGUAAGGACAAAAAACAAUAAAUAAAAUAUAAAAUAAAAAGAAAAUUAAAGCAAAUAAAUUAGAAAAAUAUAUAUAUAAAACUUGGUGGUAAUUAUAUGCUACAACAACAAUAGUAUAAUUUUAAAAAAUAAACUAAAAAAGUAAAACAUCGCCACAAUAGAAAAAUGUUUUAAUUGAAAAUGUCUUUUGUAUGAUUGAGGAAAAAAGUGAAACAAAACAAAAAAAAAAUAAUUUGUUGCAAAAGACGGAAAUAGAAGUGAAAUCAAGAAAAUUACUUAGAAGCCUUAAGGCGUAAAAAGUUAAAGUAACAGAGAGACGUUACCAAAGACACCGAAACUCUUGACGAAUUCGUAUUGAUGUUGUAAAUGCGUCUAAACAAGACAUAUUGGCGCGCCAUACGGCGUUAUUUUUUAGUUUUCACUGCAAUUGCAUUUUUGCCUCUGGCUCUCGUCUUUCUGGUGCGUAAUGAACAGUUUUACAAACUCAAAGGUUACGAGGCCACAAAAGUCAAGGAUAAUUUUGCCGAUCAAACUUUUCGUUAUCCGGUCAUGUUGCUCGGCAAAAAUAAGGAUCUUACCAUAGCGGCAACAGGGAAUUCUAGAAAAAGAUUUUCCAAAUAUGAUAAAUACAUUAAUGAAACUCAUUUACCUCUGAUACCGGAUGAAGCCAUACAGUCUUUAUCGGAAAGUGAUAUGCUCAAGGUAGAAAAACGUAUGGAAAGAAGACGAAAACUUUUAUCGGAGAAAUGUACGGAAUUGGGUCUAGAUGUAGUUGGCACCGAUUCAUGGCAUAAGCCAAAUCCUUGGGAAUUUUUAGUCAAUAAAAAACAUCAUAUCAUAUGGUGCAAUGUAUUUAAAGCUGCCUCUUCAUCAUGGAUGUUUAAUUUUAAUGUUUUAGCUGGCUAUUCAGCGGAUUUUUUGCACAAAACAAAAGAAAUUUUAUUACAUUUAGCACGCGAACGGUAUCCUCGUGUUACGUUAGAAGAGCUUCAUACAGCUCAAAAUAAUUCUAUAACAUUUUUAAUUGCACGCCAUCCAUUCGAAAGACUGUUAAGUGCUUAUCGCGAUAAAUUCGUUUAUGCGAUACCCCAUUCGUUUCACGAUAAACUGGGGAGAAAAAUAGUGCGUACUUAUCGAAAAAAGAGCCAACAAUUAAAACCUCCCAAAUAUCCAACAUUUUCGGAAUUUGUACGCUGGCUGUUGGAUCAAAUCAAACAUGGCAAUCAUUUGGAUAUGCAUUUUGUGGCCUCAACACAAUUCUGUACGCCGUGUUUGAUAAAUUUCGAUAUAAUUUUAAAAUUUGAAACUCUUGAGGAGGAUCAAUUGUAUCUCAUUGAAAAGACUGGCUUAAAACGUAUUAUUGCUCCCGAGUGGCGAAAUAUGGGCAAGGGCAAGAAUACGCUGGAAUUGCUGCAACAGUUCUAUUCGAAAUUAUCGAGAAAUGAAUUGGAUGGAUUGUAUGAUUAUUAUAGAUAUGAUUUUGAAUUAUUCAACUAUAGUGCAACUUCGUAUUUUAAUAUUGCGAAAGCUAAAGAACUAGAUAUACCCGAAGAGACAGCAGCACUAUUAGGAAAGCCGCAUGCAUAAAUUUUACUACCUGCUAUACACAGCAUUUACGUUAAGAAAUGACACCAAAAAAAAAAGCUUCAACAAAAAAAGAUAGAUUUAACAAAUCAACACGUCCCAGAUACUUGUACAUCAUUACGGAUAAAAGUACGAUCGCUUACAUACAUACAUAAUAAUUCAUCCAUAAAAGCACAGGUUGUUCUCUAACUUACUAUUUUUGAUGCAGAGUUGGAAACACAGAAAACGCUUAAGAAUACAAUUGUAGUUUUGAAUUCAUUUCCCCAUGAAUUUAGUGCGUUUAUUGCAAUUUGCAAAAUGUUAAGAAUAAAAAAAGUUAGAAUCCAUUCGAAUUGAAAUUCGAAGAUGAAAAAAAAAGACAACUAAUUUGUACAAUAAUUUUAAUAUGCGUCAAUAAUUGAAACAUUGUAGAAAACUAGUAUUAAGUAAAAUUUAUUAUAAAUAUCACACGCAUAGCGCUUUUUACUUUAAAUUUAUAAUAAUGAGACCCAAGACAUGACACUGACGGACUGAAAUGACAACAGACAAAUAAACAAAUUAAAAUAAUUUUAAUUAUAAAAAUAUAAAACAAAAAUAACAAGCAAGCAACCAAAAAAAACGAAACCAAAACAAUGAACUCUAAUAUAAUUAAAAUUUAAUUAAAUAAAUUGAUAAAUUAUUGAGCGUUUUUAAGUAAGAAUUGUAUUAGAAUUAAAAGAAAGAAAGAAUUUUGAGAGACUCACUGUUUGCUUGAAUUAAACAUCAUUCAUACAAAUUUAUUAAACAAAAUUUUUAUAAUUUGUUUUCUAUUUAUAAACCUUUGAUAAGUGUUUAUUAAGAAAACUUUUAGUUUGCUCUAAGAGUUCUAGUUUUCGUUUUAAGAAAUGCAAAACUUUUAAAGUAAACUAAUAGUUUUUGUUCAAAAAUGUUUCUACACAUUAUAGCUUAUUCAUGUAACAAAUCGUGUUAGCUCCAAAGAAAUCUGCUGUUUUAUUUUGCAUUACUUACGUAGUCACGUGUUUCUCACCCUAUGGCCUUCAUUUUCUUUGUAACUAAUACUAUAUCGUGUUAAUCUUCAUAAAUUUGAUGCAUUUCUAAACAAAUCGCUCGCUAUUUUUUCAAUUGUAAAUUAAAAGUUUGUUAAAGUAAUUUUAAGUAGUUGCCACAUUUUUUACUUUUACAUUAACAAAUACAUACAAACAUACAUACUUAGUGAAUUGUUCUUUAUAUAAAAAAAAACUUAUUUUUAGUAUUUAUUCAAAAAUUAGUUACAUCCAUAAAAACAUAAAUAUUUUGUUAAGUAUUGAAUGAAUAAAAUAAAACA
Messenger RNA from Lucilia sericata (common green bottle fly), 2923 nucleotides. RefSeq names its product carbohydrate sulfotransferase 11. Gene Ontology annotation, biological process: carbohydrate biosynthetic process. The record is from RefSeq and is a predicted model, not a curated record. Lineage: Eukaryota; Metazoa; Arthropoda; Insecta; Diptera; Calliphoridae. The transcript is spliced from 9 exons. Bases 403 to 1623 code for a protein of 406 amino acids. Gene Ontology annotation, molecular function: sulfotransferase activity. Gene Ontology annotation, cellular component: membrane.